CGAUAUUCCAAGCCAUCCUGCAUCAUUUCAUUGCCAUUGUUGUCAUGUGUAAAGCAAUCAAGUCCAUCAUGAGCAAACUCGUCAUUGCGGCCACCUCAUUGUAUACCCGAGGUGUAUUGGCAACGACCUCUUCCUACUGCCCAAACAACCAAGACGCCUGUUUCCGCUGGGGAGUGCCUACGACAGCGGCAAGCUCAGGGACGGGGGAUGUUUACUUCCAGGUCAAAGCCCCAACGAGCUACCAAUGGGUGGGCCUCGGAAUCGGUUCGGUGAUGGCAGGCGCCGACAUGUUCUUGGUGUACCAAGACGGCACUGGAAAUGUCACCCUGAGCACAAGAACCUGUACAGGCCACAACAUGCCCCAAUACACACAGAGAUCCCAGGUCGAGCUCAUCGACGGAUCAGGCGUCAGCAACAGCUACAUGGUGGCCAACAUCAAGUGUAUGGACUGCAGCGGACUUGACCUCUCGGGUUCCAAUUCAUGGAUCGCAGGCUGGAAGCAGGGUGCUGCGUUAGACUCGACCGAUCCCUCACACAGCAUCCAGGAGCAUGAUGGCUAUGCUUCCUUUCAAGUGGACUUUUCUCUCGCGACCUUCAGUUCGAACGGAAACCCUUUUACAGGCUCGAGUGGCAGUUCCGGGUCUGGGGCGAUUUCCCAGUCGAGCAGCAGCACUAGCGAGCACCUUGUGAACGCCCAUGGGAUCAUAAUGGCCAUCGUUUUCGCCAUCGCAUAUCCCGUUGGCGCUGUUCUCAUGCCCAUCCUCGGGAAGUGGAUGAUCCAUGCAGGCUGGCAGGUCUUUACCUUCUUAGGCAUGUGGGUUGGGUUUGGAAUCGGCUACGUUAUUUCUCGCGAUGAUGGCUCUUGGGGGAAAGAGAGCCAUGUAAUACUCGGAGUUGUUAUAUGCGCCUUACUUGGACUCCAACCAUUUCUCGGAUGGGCACAUCACGUCCACUUCAUCAAACAUCAACAACGAGGAAUCAUCAGCCACGCGCACAUUUGGUACGGCAGAAUUCUCAUGAUCCUUGGUAUCAUCAACGGAGGGGUAGGGCUCCAGCUUGCGAGUGCCCCAUUGUCACAGACCAUUGCGUACGCGGUGGUCGUUGGCCUUAUGGCUGUAGCAUACGUCGUCAGCACGUCUAUCUGUGUGGUGAAGAGGGCACGGACCCAAAAGCAAUCUUUGCUUGCUCAGAACCAAAGUGAGGAAGAAGGCCCGGAGACUUGGAUGCAAAUGCCCCCAGGCCGAACCCGAGAUGAGUGGGUCAGUUUGGAGGAUGUGAGUGGAAACGGAUAUGUUGAGCAAGGAAGGCAUGUGUAAUAUGUCUGGGAUGAGAUCAAGCAUCGAGAGAUCCUUGAGACGUUGGUGCGCCCGAGCAAACGAGUAAAAGGUGCAAGAGAUAGAAUAGAGAUCGGUGUGUAGUGGGCAUAUAGUGACCACCGCAUCAACUUCCGCGGGUGAUGUACGUUGGCCACUUGGCAGAUCCCUUGAUUCGCUCUUUCGUAGUUUUAUAAUUAGUGCCGGCACUGCCCCGUGGCCGAUCGUAAAAUAGCCUACUUGAUCCAGCUAUGUUGAACGAGGCGUUUCAUGUUUAAUCCUGCCA
Molecule: messenger RNA, 1599 nt
Organism: Ilyonectria robusta
Lineage: Eukaryota; Fungi; Ascomycota; Sordariomycetes; Hypocreales; Nectriaceae
Exons: 3
Coding region: 45-1316 (423 amino acids)
Source: RefSeq, a predicted model, not a curated record